Messenger RNA from Monopterus albus (swamp eel), 3376 nucleotides. RefSeq names its product NLR family member X1 (gene nlrx1). The coding region runs from base 80 to 2977 and encodes 965 amino acids. The transcript is spliced from 12 exons. Gene Ontology annotation, cellular component: cytoplasm. Gene Ontology annotation, molecular function: protein binding. The record is from RefSeq and is a predicted model, not a curated record. Lineage: Eukaryota; Metazoa; Chordata; Actinopteri; Synbranchiformes; Synbranchidae.
UCGGAUAUUCAGGCAUUUCGCAAGUUUAAUCCAGACAAACCAAAGGCUCCCAGAGAGGAAGAGGCAGCAGAACAGAAGCAUGCGCUCACUACACAGACAGCUGAGUCAGCUGCAGGCAGUAUGGACAUGGACGAUGAGGGCGGAUGUUUCCCUCUACCCAGCCACUGGCUUUCACUGCAGAACCUUCUGCUCCUCCACCACCACUUCAGAAUCAGACCCCAUAGAGAUCUACAAGAGGAAGCUCUUCUUGUGGUUCAGCCACCUUCCUCGGGAGGAGAAACAGUUUGGAGGUUACUUCAGCCCAGAGACCAUGCAUGUGGAUCCACUAAUCUUGGAAAGAAAGGCUGAGGAGACGGGAGGACUGCUCAGCUCCCUUCUCCAAACCCAGAUCCCCUCCAGCCCCUCUGUGACUGUGGAACAGUUGUUUGAGCCCACUGAUGCCGGGAAUGAGGGUCGGGGGCUCAAUGUGCUGCUGUAUGGGUCUGUGGGAACAGGCAAAAGUACGAUGGUUCGAAAGCUGGUGCUGGACUGGUGCAGUGGGACCACCCUGACACACUUCAAGCUGCUGGUACCCUUUUCGUGUGAGGACCUCAGUCAGAUGUCCAAGGUGGCUUCCUUAAGGGACCUGGUAGGCAGGAAGUACCUCCACCUAAGGAAACACCCGCUGCUGAGUGGGGAGGGAAACCAGGCCAGGGAUGUGCUCUUCCUCUUCAAUGGGAUGGAGAAGAUGAAUCUGGACUUUCAUAUUGGAUCCACAGAGCUCUGCAGUGAUCCUAAUGAGGCACUGCCUCCAAAUGUGGUGGUGGUGAACCUGCUGAGGAAGUAUCUUCUGCCUGAGGCUAGCAUCUUGGUUACCACCAGAAUGUCUGCCCUGGACCGUAUCCCUCAGAAGUAUGUGAGUCGCUAUGCACAGAUUUUUGGCUUCAAUGACCCUGACCGCCAGCGGGCGUACUUCACCAGCCGCCUGCUGCAGCAGAGUCGGGAAAGUGCACAAUAUCAUGAGGCCCAGGCUCUUAUAGAGCUGCUUUACCUCAACCUCCGGAGAGAAAGUCAGCUAGCUGCAGCCUGCUUCCUCCCCUCCUACUGCUGGCUUACAUGUGCUACCUUACACUUCCUUCAUUUCACCGAUGCCAAUGCGCCCAUCCGCACACUGACUGGCAUACACACUAGUUUCCUCAGGCUCAACUUUGGGGGUGAGGUGUUGGGCACAGGAACGGGGACGAAUGUGCCCAUUCAGGAGCACCAGAGUUCUCUGAUGUUGUAUAUAGUGCGUACAGUUGGUAAACUGGCAUUCGAUGGUGUGACAUACAAACGCACAUCGUUUUCAGAGAAGGAACUGGAGCAGUGGAUAGGAGGGAAGACCAAGACAGACGAGGAGCUGCGUCAGCUGGUCAUGUUCCGGACUGACGUGCUAGAUUUCUUCUUGGCUCCCUGUGUAGAAAGUGGUAAGAAUUUACCAGAGGCACUCAAUGAGGGUGACCAGAGGCGGUACGUAUUUACUGUCCCAGCCAUGCAGGAGUACUUGGCGGCUCUCUAUGUGGUUCUAGGAGAGAACAAAUCAGCUCUGGAGAAGCUGACCAGUCAGGUGUCUGUGGCCAUUGGUCAGGCCAGUGAGGAUGUCAAUGCCCUCAUCAACAUCUUCUCUAAGUUAAUCCCUCUUCGGAUCUUUGCUAUAUUCAACCUCCUCAAGCUUUUCCCAAAGCUCUAUGAGAAAAUCAGCAGCUACAACAAAGGCAGCAUAGCGAGAAAAAUGGCAGCUGAGCUGUUCCGCACAGAGGAUAGCUACAACGAGGAUGUCCUGGAUCAGAUGGAGCAAAGCCUCCUGGGAGUCCAUGGCCCUCAGCCAAAGCAAUACAGUGAGGAUAAGCCUUUUGAGCUCUACCCCAUCUUCAUGGGUGGACUGUUGCAUUAUGGGAACCGUGUCCUUCUCCAGCAAGUGGGCUGCAGCAUUCAGAGCACCACUGUGGCACAGAUCACACAUGUCCUUAGGAAGUACCUUGUCAGAGAGCUCAGCAAGCCACAGCCACCAGAGGAGCUCAUGGAUCUGCUGCUCCUUCUGUUCGAGUUUCAGAACCCCAGACUGACUGCAGAAGUUGUGGCCACAAUCAGAGCCAUCCCUCUCGCCAACAUUCGUAUGACAUCGCUCAAAUGCUUCAUACUGAGCUCAGUGCUCUCAUGCACCCCAGCAAGUUAUCACCUUGAAAAGCUGGACCUGUCCUCCUGUCUCCUGACUAAUGACAUGCUUCAGCUCCUGAGGCCUGCUUUCAGACAUGCACGUAACAUCAAUCUGCAGUUUAACAGCCUGGGUCCCGAGUCCUGCGUCGUCCUGAGAGAUCUGCUACUAGACCCCACGAGCUGUAUUAGAUCUCUACAACUGUGUGACAACCCUCUGCUGGAUGCUGGAGUCUCCACCUUGCUGGAGGCCCUGCCAGCGAACGAGUCGCUGACGCACCUGUCCCUGAUGCACACUGGGCUGGGGGACCAGAUGGCGCUGGAGCUGGCUGAGAGUCUCCAGAAGAACACGGGGCUCCAGGAGCUCAAUGUGGCCUACAACAACAUCGGAGACAGUGCUGCUUUGGCUCUGGUGGACGCCUGCAGAGAGCACCCCAACAUUCACACUGUGCACUUAUAUCUGAACCCUCUCAGCGACGUGGGGAAGCAGUCCCUCUAUGUCCGAGGUGUUCCUAAGAGUCAGGGUGGCAGCGGCCGGCGGGUCAAGGUGCUGGCUUCAGUCACUGAAGGAUCAGAGAUCUCAGAGGACUGGCACCCCAUCCUCAGUGUGAUACGACAGAAUGCCUCAUCCUGGGACCGCCAACGUCUUAAGCAGCAGCUUAAGAUCUUCCUCAGGGAUCUGGAGUCGGGGCGCCAGCAGCAACACUUCUGGAAGAGGCUUCCCUUCCGCAGGGUGGAGAAGGGAGUCCGGCAGACUCUACAGAUGCUGGAGAAGGCUGAUCCACCCACAGGACACAGCAAGUGAGCAAUAAAGGGCCAGAGGUGAAAGGGCAGUGGAUGUCUUCAGCAGUGUUUCAAGUUGUGUGUGAAGACAGGCUCCCUCACUCGACUCUGAGAACAGGGGGCUGAACACCCCCCUCCCCCCCAGCAAAGGCCACACGUAAUGCAGGUGGAGGGGCAACGGAACAGUGACAUUGCUGCGCUAGCUGUGGCUGUGUUUCAGAAUAUUCAGCUAAGUGUUUAAAUAUAUCUAACAUGACUAAUCACUCUCCUCCCCUCACACACAGUGAGCCAGCUGCAUAAAGAGCAAUAACACACGUUAUUUUCAAGUGUCUCUGCAGGUAAUGUCAUGAAGAAGAAGCUUUAUUUAUUGUCAUUGUAACACGUACAACGAAAUUAUGUUUGGAGCCGAGGGCCGCUGCGU